UGUAUAAAAGAAAGAUUAGAUUAAUAUAUAGCGAUAAAAUACAUAGUUUACAAUUUUACCAUAGACAUGACAUUGAUUGAGUUGCGAUUCUCAGUGAGACGACUUCGAUCAAAGUUUAAUUAAAUCCUACUCACUAGUCAAUUAAAGUUUGAUUAAACUUGAUCGCCGAAGUCACCCUGAAGGAUAUAUUAUAUAUCGAAGAAGCUUAUUUCGCAGUUCGUCUCGUUGACGGUAAAAAAAAAAACAUACAACUCGCUAAAAGAUUUCGUGAAGCGGAAUUGGACUUAGGUGGCGUUUCGCGUUCGUCGCUCUCGCCAGCGGUCGUUCUCCACGUUCUCCUCGAUUUCCAUUCCACCGAUCUUCGGCACCUAGGAAGUUUCUUCCGCACAUGCUGCCGCCUGCCGCUCCGCGGUCGCGUUAAACCGCUGAUCGAGUAUCUGCUUCGUCGAGUGAUGGGGAACACGCGUCGCGACGAAGAAAGAUGCGGGGUGCCAGGAAAAAAAAGAAAGCCAGCCGUUGAGUAGUCACCAGGUCGAGCAUGCGGUCAGUCGAGAGAGACGUUGCGUCGGUUUUCGCGAAUAAUCGGCACGUAUAUAUACCUAUACAUCUACGUGUAUUGAGAAGGAAAAAGAAAGGGAGAGGGAGAGAGAGCGAACGAACCGCGCGGCGGCGAGUUGGGCGCGUUACGUCGUCGAUGUGUGCGACCAGGUGAUUGAAGAAACACUCCCUCCCUUCUCUCUCUUUCGUUCACACACUCUCUCUCUCUCUCCCUCUCUCCCACCCUCGUGCUAUCUCUCUCUCUUUCUCCCCCCCUCUCGCACCUAUUCCGACUCACACACUCUCUCUUCGGUAUAUAACCUCAAACCGUCGGCGAGUUCGUGUCGCGUCGUCCGACGUUCCGCGCCGUGUAUGUUUUCGGUCACGGCUGAACCGAGUUCCGGAUGUGCGUGGCGCGGUUCCUGCCAUCGCAGCGGGUGUUAAUGAGCUCCGGCGGUUUCUCACCACAUGACACUCGCAGAUGUAUAUGAUGAAAGGGGCUUAUUAGUAUGCUGGAUAAGCGGCGGCUACAUGCCUCCGGUACUUCGCCAUGCACCCUCAUCUUUGUGGUCGUUUUGGCACUAACUGGAUGCUUCUCGUUUUGGAUUCACAUCGAUGGUUCAGGAUCGCCGAUUCCUUACUCCAGCGGCGGUGUGGCCGCGCCAGGAUAUAUCCUUAUAUUUCCCGGAAACGUCACACCCUCCACGCAGUCCUACUCAAUAAACGAACUUCCGUCCGAUGAUAAAUCCACGCUGAUCAACAUCACGGACUUUAGGUUCAUUAUGAACCACAAUCCCUGUAAUCGUACGCAGCCAUUGCUGUUAAUGUUGGUUCACUCGGCGCCAGGGAAUUUUCCGAAGAGGCAUGUCGUGCGGGAGACCUGGGGUCAACAAGCGCCGGACGUGACUUUAUUAUUUCUCGUGGGGUACUCAGAGAAAUAUCAAUCCAAACUCGAGAAGGAGAACGAGAAAUACCAAGACUUAAUACAGGGAAACUUUCUUGAUGCCUACAGAAACAUGACCUACAAGCACGUUAUGGGAUUAAAGUGGGCUACUUAUUAUUGUCCAAGUGCCAAAUAUAUUCUUAAAUUAGACGAUGACGUUUUUGUUCAUUUACCGGCCAUGCUGGACUUUCUAACGCAUGGCCUUUCGCCGUGGGGUGCAAGACGUCUGAUUCUCUGUGAUCUUCUGUCGGCUUCCGCAGUGAAGAGAUCCUGGCGUUCAAAAUGGCGCGUCUCUCCUCGGGAGUAUCCCGGUAGACUUUAUCCUGCAUAUUGUGCUGGAUGGGCGAUCCUAUACUCUCCCGAUAGUGUAUUUAUACUGUACCGCGAGGCUCAGAAAGAGCCGUACUUUUGGAUCGAUGACGUUCACAUUACCGGGACACUGGCUAGGAAAGUAAAUUUAACGCAAACCUCAUUACACUCUUGGGUGCUUACGACUGAGAGCAUGCGGGACCUGCUGUCGAAUCCGAACACUCGACGGGAUUUUUUGUUCGGGCCUCCGGAUCUAACGGAGAACGGAAUACGAGCCUUAUAUAGUCUGGUUACUAAACCACGGCCUAGCAGUGAAAGCCUAUUGAAUUAAACGUCUAAUAGAACAAUUUCGUUAUACUUGAUCGUCGUAACACGAGAACGGCGGAAAGAAAGAGAGAUACGAACAGCGAGUGUUCUUAUAUACUUUCUGCGUAUCUUAAUUCUAUAUGCAUUGCGAUAUGCCCUGUACAACAGUUCAACAUAAGUGUUCGAUUAUUUGCACAAUAUACAAACGCCAUAUUAUGUAUGAUACGUACGUAAUAAUGCGUUACAUGUGCAUAUGUGUAUAUAUGUACACACACACACACACACACACACGCAUAUACACACACAUACACACAUACACACACAGAGCGCAGCAAACACAUAUUACGAAAUUUACAAUUGUCUCAAACAAGAAAUGAAACGGGUAUAAUUUCGAUGAAUUUCUUUUAUUAUAGAUAUUAAGAGACACAUAAUUGUGUCUCGCGCUAAGUCAUGGUCAGAAAACAGCAAAGUGGAAAUUUGUACUUAUAUGCGACUCGUCUAGUGUAGAAUACUUCAAAUUAUCGCAUCAGAGUAAUGCCUGGACCGACCAAGUUCCUAAUAUUUGGAAAAGAUCCUUGUAUCGAUUGUUAUAUUUACAUGUCGCAAAUAACACAUAGGGAUCAAUAUCACUUACUCAAACUUGAUGGAAUGAUACCGGUUUCAAUUCCUGUAUUUAAUUAUUAUUUAUAUUCGAAAAAUACUCAAAUAUAGUGUAAAUUUACUCAAGAUUAUAUAUUUACUUAUCUACUAAAUUGAAAGGGUUUAUUUCUCUAUUCGAGACUGUUAAUCUAUAAUCAAGGCUUGUAAUUAAACGUUGUUUGAAAUAAAAUUAAUUUUGAAGGCGUGCACAAUUUUUUUACGCUUUAGAUUUCGGAAAUUGUUUAAAUUAUAAUUAUAUAAUUAUGACAUGGAGUAAACAGUUAUUUAUAGCACAAUUGCCAUAUCUGAUUUUUUAUGUACAGAUUGUAUUACUUUUUUCGUUUUAUCGUUAUGCAGUACACACGCACACAUACCGCACAUUUUUACAUUUUUGAAAUUUUAUUUGUAUUAUUUUUAAAUUUCUGCUUUAAAGUUGAGAAAAGAUCAUUUCGUAUAAAUUGAAGAUAUUUAUGUAAAAUUUUUUGCGAAUCCUGUCAAUUAUAUGUAUAUAAAGUAAUAAUUAUUCAAUUUACGCAAUAAAUUGCUUAUGAGCCCUGGUUAUUAAGUGAUAUAAAUUUAGUUAAAUUUAAUAUUUUAUACAAUCUCUAAAAUAUUAAUUUAUUAUUCUAAAAAGACAAAACAUCAGCUAUUUUUUUAUUUACACUUACAAAAAUGCCAUAGUAUGUAUAAAUGUGAGAAGGAUAAUACUAAUAUUAUAUUAGUAUUGAAAGGCGAAAGUUCUCUACGCGAAACUUACGUGUCUCGAAAACAUGCUCCUCUCGCAGUGAUAGAAAUUUGCGAGUGACGAGCAUGUUACUUUUAUUGUAAAUUUAACGGAAGUUCAUCGUGGAACCACAUUUGUGAAUGCACUUAAACAUAUUAACGUAUUAACAAGCAAAUUUUAAGAUAUUACAUUGUUACGCAAGAACAUUAACGAGUCGGAUUAAUAUUGUUACGUAGCAACAAGUACAACCCCAAAACAAGGGUCCAUUCGCAAUUAGAUACAGAGAUCGCAGAUAUUUGUCCGUUUUUGAACGUCUAUAAAUUUUUUAUGUAAAAAUCGGUUGGUCACCACGAUUGUAUCCGGUACUAUGAAAGUACGUGCCUGUAAACUCAAGUGUGAAAAUCAUGCUAGCUUUUAGUUACCGUGAUUCACUUAAGGUCAAUAGUCAACGUGAUAACGUUACUUCAUUGUACUCUUUUCUUUUUUCAUUUGAAAUACAACGAAUGCGGAAUAAAACGCAUAAUUCUACUCAUCAGCACCGUAUUGAGAACCGAAUUUCCUGUAAUGAUAUUAUAUAAUCAGGAAUAAAUUCGGGUUCCGUUGUCACUUCAAGUUUUCAUUCACAAUUUCUGGAACUGAGCUGUAUGUGUUUAUAUUGUAUUAUAACAUAAAGAAAUUGAUUAUUAGUUAUUAAAGGAUCUCACGCAUUA
Acromyrmex echinatior (Panamanian leafcutter ant) is the source of this 4168-nucleotide messenger RNA. RefSeq names its product beta-1,3-galactosyltransferase 5. NCBI's taxonomy places the organism in Eukaryota, Metazoa, Arthropoda, Insecta, Hymenoptera, Formicidae. Gene Ontology annotation, molecular function: hexosyltransferase activity. The record is from RefSeq and is a predicted model, not a curated record. Gene Ontology annotation, biological process: protein O-linked glycosylation. Gene Ontology annotation, cellular component: Golgi membrane.